Messenger RNA from Heteronotia binoei (common prickly gecko), 729 nucleotides. Its product is annotated as parathyroid hormone 4-like. Lineage: Eukaryota; Metazoa; Chordata; Lepidosauria; Squamata; Gekkonidae. Gene Ontology annotation, molecular function: peptide hormone receptor binding; hormone activity. The record is from RefSeq and is a predicted model, not a curated record. The transcript is spliced from 3 exons. Gene Ontology annotation, biological process: adenylate cyclase-activating G protein-coupled receptor signaling pathway; osteoblast development; regulation of chondrocyte differentiation. The coding region runs from base 106 to 645 and encodes 179 amino acids. Gene Ontology annotation, cellular component: extracellular region.
GUCUCUGCUGUGAUAGACAUUUCAGAGCUCUCCGCCCAUCCCCCGAAGCUGCCCUGACUCGAAGGAGCUGCUUUUCUUUUACGUUGUUGCUCUGUGGGUUGGGUCAUGCUCACAAUAGCAGCCCGGCUGGAAGGCACAAGGCUUUGUAGGCUGAAAAGUUUCUCGUGGAGAUUACAAGACCAGAAGAUGCUUUUGUUCCAAAUGGUGACAUUUUUACCCAUCUUUUUUCUGGUUUGCUUUGCAACAUGCCAAGAAGCUGAAAAUAAAAGAGCACUGACAGAACAUCAGCUUCUGCAUGAUAGAGGGAGGACUCUUCAGGGUUUAAAGCGGCUAAUGUGGCUCCAUAAUGCUGUAAGUGGAGUGCACACUGCCAGUGGCAGAGAUAUUUCCCAGGCACAUGUUAUGUGGACCUCACCGAAGAGCCAAGACCUCUCUGACCUCUAUGAUAGUACAGGCAGGGAAGAAGCGCCAGACAUGAUGAAGCAACUGUUGCUAGGAUUGCUGGAGAAGGACUCACCUUUUGCUGUAUUAAAGAAGACAAAUAUGCUGCAGUAUCUAAAGAAUGUAAAGGGUAAUCAGGACCUGCAAGACCUUUCUGACUUAUUUCAAAUUGCAGAUCAAGGUGGCAAUAGAUCUCUAGACUGAUUCUACUGUUGUCUGUCUAUUUCUUGACACAUACAGUGUUGACUCAAGGGAGUACACAAGUAAAGGUGAAAUGCAAAGAACAAA